AUGUUUGGAUAUGACAUGUCAUGGGCAUCGUUUCACGUUCUCGAGGUCAUGUCAUCAGCCAAGUACCUCCAGAAACGAGUCGGGUAUCUGGCAGCGGUACAGAGCUUCCGGCCCGAUACGGAGGUCUUAAUGCUGGCGACCAACUUAUUGAAGAAGGAUGUUGUCACCACAAGCAUCCCGAACAUGUCGCUCCCCCUAAUUACCCUGCCGCAUAUCAUCACACCUUCCUUGGCGAUGUCCCUGCUCCCUGAUAUCCUAUCCCGACUUUCACACUCCAAUCCCGUGGUCCGGAAGAAGACAAUUGUAUGCUUGUACCGAAUUGUGUUGGUUUAUCCAGAUGCCCUGAAGCUGGCAUGGCCCAAAAUAAAAGAUCAUCUGAUGGAUGACCAAGAGGACGGCAGCGUGACUACUGCCGCGAUCAAUGUGGUUUGUGAACUCGGAUGGCGACGACCCCAUGACUUUUUACCUCUUGCGCCCCGAUUCUUUGAGUUAUUGGUGGAUAGUGGAAAUAAUUGGAUGGCCAUCAAAAUCAUCAAACUCUUUGCAACCUUGACCCCAUUGGAGCCACGACUGACCCGGAAACUUUUACGUCCAUUGACUAAUAUAAUCCAAACUACUUCUGCAAUGUCGCUGCUCUAUGAAUGCAUCAAUGGCAUCAUCCAGGGUGGUAUAUUGGACGGCGAAGAUGGCUUUCAAGAAAGGGACGACGUCGCCACCCUUUGCGUGGGCAAACUUCGUGGCAUGAUCGUGAUGGAUUCUGACCCUAACUUGAAAUAUGUGGCCCUUCUCGCCUUGAACCGUAUCGUUGCCACCCAUCCAAACUUGGUUUCCAUGCAGCAGGAUGUGAUUAUGGAUUGUUUGGAUGAUGCAGAUGUCUCUAUUCGACUCCAAGCCCUCGAACUUGCAGUUGGAAUGGUCAGCAGUGACACUCUCCAACCAGUCGUAAAUCGCCUGUUGGAUCAACUCCGCCGAGCAUCUGUCCCCGCAGGUGAUUCAGCCGAUGAACCUGAAGUCCCAGACGCACCUGCGGUGUGGCCCAAUGACUACAGGACCGAGGUUAUACAUCGGAUCCUGGACUUGUGCUCGCAGAACAACUACUCUGAAGUCGUUGAUUUCGAAUGGUAUAUUGCCGUGUUGGUACAGUUGGUCGGCCUUCUUCCGCCAAGUGAGAUCGACGAUGAUUGGAGCCAACCCAAAGAACAAGACACCACGUCUGACCUGAGAACGAAUGCUGCAUUGAGAAUAGGAACGGAGAUCCGCAACGUUGCUGUGCGGGUAAAGGGAGUACGCACAGAAGCUACCAGAGCCGCCGAAUCGCUGGUUUUUAUCGACAAUCGAUCCACCUUCUUUCCUCCCAGCUCAACCAUCGGCGAUGGUGUUCUCGGUCCUGUCGCCUGGGUAGUUGGUGAAUAUGCCGAAUUGCUCUUAUCACCUCACAGGUCUCUUUUGUCGUUGAUCGAUACUUCGAAUUCAUCACUCCCGCCAAGGACCCUUUCCCUUUUCCUGCAAGCUAUUCCCAAGAUCUUUGUUCACGUCAGCCAGACCAAUAAGACAGGCAGUGCAUGGAAUAGCGAGAUGUCACUCCUGCUUGCGCGUGUCGUGGAGUUCCUCGAGACGUUAGCGUCUCAUCCAGAUCUGGAUGUCCAAGAGCGAGCUAUCGAGUUCUUGGAAGUGCUGCGGCUGGCCGCUGAGGCAUUGCAUUCUGACACCCAAGAGGUCCCGUUCCUUCUCACUUCGGUCAUACCGGGGCUGUUCACAGGGCUCGAACUAAACCCUGUUGCAGCCAGUGCCCAGCGAAAGGUCGUUCUGCCUGAUAGCCUUCGACUAGAUGAACCAUUCAGCCAUGACCUGCCUGGUCUCUUCCGAAAUUUGAACGACUCUACAUCGAUUGACUCCAAAUCCUGGGAGGCAUCAAACUUCUAUCACACCCCCGAAAUAGUAUAUGUGAACAAGCAGGCCCAUGAUUUUACGUCGAACGAUGCACCUUAUGCCUCCCACCAAGCCCACAAUGCUCCAAUGGACCCUACUGCAGUGCAAAGAAGAAUGUUGGAGCGAAAAGAACGCUUCAAGGAUGAUCCCUUCUACAUUGCCCCAUCUGGAGACUCAUCUGGCACCUCUACGCCAUUCCAUGAAGUUCUCAACAAUUCCAAUGGCGAGGGUUUGGACAUCGACUCGAUCCCUAUUGUUGAUUUGAAGUUGAGUGAUGACCAACCGAAGAUCCGCUCCGAUCGCCCCAAGGGCCGUCGAGCUCCCAGCAGAUUAGCCGUCGCCGGCGACGAAACGUUCGAAAUCCAAAAUUCAUCUGCCCCCUCCUCUCUGGCCCACGGUGCCGGUACUGGUCCCGCCGCAGCUAAGCGCUCUGUGCUCCAGGUUGAUUCUAGCAACCUCGGAAGCUUGUCUAUGACCAAGGAGCCCUCUCAUAUCCCGACGGAUCCAGGGGAGACCGAGAUGGCCAAAGCAAUGCACCAAGUCGAAGAGGCACGGCUGCGCAUGCAAAGAGCAUCUGAGCGAAUUGAGCUCGACGGAACCCCCGCCGAGGGAACCCUGGUCAAGAAGAAGAAGAAGAAGCCGAGGAAGCCAGCUGAUUCAGGUUCUCUAGAUGCUACGGGUGAAACCCCGUCGGAGAUAUCCACGGUGCGAAAGAAAAAGAAGAGGAAGGACUCUGAGAAGCGAGCCGAGCAUGAACCUCCCUCGGUUUCUAAGUAA
Penicillium salamii is the source of this 2706-nucleotide messenger RNA. The record is from the annotation of a GenBank genome assembly. Lineage: Eukaryota; Fungi; Ascomycota; Eurotiomycetes; Eurotiales; Aspergillaceae.